Salmo salar (Atlantic salmon) is the source of this 244-nucleotide messenger RNA. RefSeq names its product Transposon TX1 149 kDa protein (gene ytx2). The record is from RefSeq and is marked provisional. Lineage: Eukaryota; Metazoa; Chordata; Actinopteri; Salmoniformes; Salmonidae.
CCAGAAGACAAAAGUUACAGCUAAAGGAAUUUGUUAUCUUGCUUCCACUCCUUCACACAUGAAUAAUAUAACCACUACUCAUCCUUGAUUGCAUAUAGACUUGUUUAGGCUGUAGAACAUUUUUUUUAUAUUUUAAAUUCCCUAUACAUUUUUGUGAACUUUUGUAGUGUUAUGUUGUAUGCGCUAUUUGAUAUAUAUUUUGUAUCAAUUGUAUUUCCUUUUAAUAAAAGAUUAUUUAAUAAAC